AACAAAUAAAUCGAAAAUCGUGAGUUUUACUUUCCUUCUGACAGGGUUGAGUUUAUUUUGGGAUUUUUACUUUCUCGGAUUUCAAAGAAAGGUCUGCUAUGGAAUGCAAAAGGAUUAUAAUACAAAGUCACCUGAUGGUAGUAAACUUCCGGUAACUUCCCUACGAAUUCUUAGAAAGAUAUACUUUCAACUUAUACAAAUAUAUCUGCCUUCAAAUAAAACGACUCAUUUAUAUCAGAGAACUGUUGCAAUCACACUACUCAUUUUUACUUAAUAAUAUCUAGUUCAGCUCGAGAUUCAGAAAUUGUCGAUCUACAACUUCAAAAAUCAGAUCACAGCCUUGAAAGAUGGGUUGCGUUGGAAGCACUUGUCUCCAAGGAGACUACACAAGCAUACCAGACACACACCAGAACACAACAGACGUUCCUGUCAUGAGGCUUUGCGCCCCAGGAAAAGAUUCCACCUACUUUGCAGAUGUUGGAGACACUGUAGUCUUGUACGUGGACUUUGGACCUAACUGUAGUCCAUGCCCGUUGAAUGAUAUAGGUGAUACAGUUGACAAUGUUGAAGCAAUGAGGAUGGCUGCAGCUGCUGCUACGCCAGGCAGUAGUGGUGAUGGUCAUCAAGAGCGCUUCAAUUAUGAGGUAAUGAUGGCUGGUGUUCUAGUUGAACUCACCUGUCUACACCCUGCAGUCAGAGACAGUAAGAACUACAAGGCCAGUGUUAAGAUUCCCACAGAACGAACAGCAGGAAUUUUGUUAAAUGGUCACUGCAUACCUGUCAGACUACCCUACCAUGUCACAAUUGGUGCAGAUAGUUCCGAGGACCGUUUCGAGUAUCGGGAAAUGACACAAGAAGCUAUAACAUCAGAGCGGGACACUGUGUUUUUCCAAUCCAUAUGGAGCAACCUGAAAGACCACAACUUGAAGAAUAUCAGACAGAGUGUCUCCAGGGAAACCUCACUGUUGGGGAGGUAUGGUAGUUUGGGGCGCACUUCACCCAUUGUUGGUGCACAAGAUCAAAGGGAUGGAAGCAGUGAUAACCAGUCUUCUUUGGAACAACAAGACGUAAUAGUUGAAGGACAGCGAAGGGAAAGAAUAAGAGCCAAGCGAUACUGGCCGGACAGUUGGCAGAUGAAAUUCUGGAGAAGAGCUGGGUGUGACAAGAUUAUACGCUCUAAAAACCCAAUCGCACGAUUCAUUGCAUUAUUUUUUGUCGCUCCUCUGGUAAAUGUUACUGGGCUGAGCCUUCACUACCAGCUAUACCUCUCCGAGAUAUUCCACACAAGAUUCUGGACCCGCCUUCUUCAUUACCUUUGUAUGCCUUUUAUUGUUCUGAUGAUGAUGGCCUUCUUUGCUCAGUGGAGGUUCGUCAUAGACACUAACGACUCUGAUAACUGCUAUAGAACUGGCAACGUUGAGGUUAUGAUACUAAAUGGCUCAAUGGCUCUUGGACUGGCAUUGUGGUUCUGGUACUUAAUAUGGGGAGCCUGUCAACAAACACUACUCAUGGGGAUAUUUAUGAUUGUUCCAUUAUUCAUUCUCUAUCUCCUGGCCAACAUAUUUUUCCAAGUUUCUAUCAAGAACUCAUUGAAAAACUAUCCCUGUACUGCCUGCUGGAAACACACUAAUCACUCUGAUGGCCAUAUUCAGUACUACAAGAUCUUUGAGCUUGUGAAUUGGUAUUACAACCCUGUGAUAUGGGCUGUGGUGUUUUCCUUUAUGCAGGCACUGAGUCAUAUGUUUGAACCUAAAAUACCCCCACGGGUAUCGCAGACAGCACAUUGGAUGUCCUGUUCUCAGAUGUUAAAGAGGAUUGGAUACACAAGGACCCUCUGUAUCUUAUUAGCCCAAGCAAUAUUUGGAACAGUUGAUGAAUUUCUGGCUUCACCAAGACUGUUACCAAUAUUCGUACUAAGAGUAUGCUACGAGCUGGGUUACCACAAGAAGCAAUGGAAAUGGAUGAAGAAGCUGGUCAAGAGGUGUCUACAAUAUGGGGAUCCUGCAUUAGACUAUAUUGGAACUGGGGGUGCAGAAUACUUAGAAAAUACUACUGUAUUCAAAAAUGUUAAUGUUGACACGCUAAAAGCUGAGCUUGAUUCUAUGAAGCUUGCUUUAACUGAUCAUCAAAAGCAGCUUCUUGAAAACCCAAGCCUAUUCAGAGAAUUCAAGGAAAGUGGAAGAACAGAUAACUUUCUAACCCACUAUAUUGUCCUUCGCCAUUAUGUCGCGCAGUACAUCUUACAGGUUUACGCCUAUGGGCCAUUUAGAUCACGAGGUGAUGAACAUCACGCUCAUUGGGAUGGUCAACGAAUGGAGAGGGACUUCGGUGACAAUCACAGCUUCAGGAAUUUUCUUGAUCAAGUCAGAGAUUYUCUGUGGCAGAUGGAAGAUGAUAUGCUUGAGAAAAGAUCAGGCUCCCCCUGUUGCCGAGAUGUUGAGGAAGUUUAAGCUAAAACCUUCAAAUUUAUCUAAGCCCAAAAUGACCUUUGGGCUGAUCUAAAACAGGGCCUAACUAACUCACAUAAUCAACCUUAAAAAAACCUCUGGGCUAUAAUUAUAUAUUACUACAAUAUAUAUUACAGCUAACUCCAACAUUGAACAUUGAAAGACUGGGCUAAUCUAAGUAAGUCAUAGAUCGAACCCUGAAACAACCUCUGGGAUGAU
This is a messenger RNA of Actinia tenebrosa (Australian red waratah sea anemone), 2666 nucleotides long. RefSeq lists its product as uncharacterized. The record is from RefSeq and is a predicted model, not a curated record. NCBI's taxonomy places the organism in Eukaryota, Metazoa, Cnidaria, Anthozoa, Actiniaria, Actiniidae.